AUGAAGGUCUCGAGCUUCUUCUCAACCCUCUCCCUCUUCGCAGGCGUUCUCGCCGAGGCCAUCGAGCUCCCCGCCGGUGUUCCUCGCAGCAUUGAAGAGUUCCGCGCCAAGCAUCCCUAUGAACUCCCCGUCAAGAGAAGUCAUCGCAAGGUCUAUACUAUCAGACAUAGCAAGAAUGAUCACGAUGAUGUAUCUUCAGAGUUCUACAAGGGCUUGAAGAAGGCGAAUAAGGGAGGUACGCUGUAUCUUCCCAAGGGUCAGACCUUUGUCAUUGGAAAGCCUCUUGAUCUUACCUUUUUGAAUGAUAUUCAUGUUCAUCUUGAGGGUGAGAUUAAGUUUACCAAUGAUACGGAGUAUUGGCAGAAGAAUGCUUAUAAGCAUCCUUUCCAGAACUCGAUCAUGUUCUGGAAGUGGGGUGGCAAGAACAUCAAACUCUACGGAAAGGGUGUUCUGAACGGUAACGAGUUUGCCGGCAAGGAGAUUCUUGACACUACCAACGCUUAUCUCCGACCUAUUCUGUUCUAUGCUCAGAACGCCACCAACCUGGACAUCCAGGGCGUUCACUUCAAGGACUCUCCCUGCUGGACCAACUUUGUCGUCACCUCCAAGGACAUCUCCUUCAAGGACGUCAUCUGCACUGCUCGCUCCACCAACGCCACUGCUCUCCCCAAAAACACUGACUUCUUUGACUCCCUGAAUGUCGAGAACCUCAAUGUUGAGCGUGCUUGGGUUGACAUUGGCGACGAUUGCUUCUCCCCCAAGAGCAACGCCACCAACGUCCACGUCGACACCAUGUACUGCAACGGUACCCACGGUCAGUCCAUUGGCUCUCUCGGCCAGUACAAGGGCGAGAUGUCUUUCGUCAAGGACGUCGUCAUCGAAAACGUCUGGAUGCUCAACGGCCAGCACGGCGCCCGUCUCAAGACCUGGGCCGGCCCCGACAUUGGCUACGGCUUCAUCGACAACGUGACCUUCCGCAACUUCUGGGGCGGCAACAACGAGUACACCGCCUUCAUCGACUCGUGCUACUUCAACAUCAACGCUACUACCUGCGCCCAGUACCCCUCUCGCAUGAACAUCACCAACGUUCUCUUUGACAACUUUACCGGCUACAGCUCCGGCAAGUAUGGUAAUGCUGUUGCCAGGUUGACUUGCUCGACUAGCAAGGAUGCAGUUUGUGAGAACAUCAAGUUUAAGGAUUUCAACAUCAAGACUCCUUGUGGUGGAGACCCUGUGUUCUUGUGUGAUGGUGUUGAGGAUAUUGGCGUGGAUUGUGUUAGUGCUACUAGUGCGGCGGGUAAGGCUGCUUUGGCGAAUAAGUGUGUUGCGCCUCAGGCUUCUGCAAGCCCUUUCAAGGUUAGAAAGUUCAACGGUUAA
Messenger RNA from Fusarium verticillioides 7600, 1377 nucleotides. Its product is annotated as galacturan 1,4-alpha-galacturonidase. The transcript has 5 exons. Bases 1 to 1377 code for a protein of 458 amino acids. Gene Ontology annotation, biological process: carbohydrate metabolic process. The record is from RefSeq and is a predicted model, not a curated record. NCBI's taxonomy places the organism in Eukaryota, Fungi, Ascomycota, Sordariomycetes, Hypocreales, Nectriaceae. Gene Ontology annotation, molecular function: polygalacturonase activity.